This is a messenger RNA of Nelumbo nucifera (sacred lotus), 2752 nucleotides long. RefSeq names its product AP2-like ethylene-responsive transcription factor ANT. The record is from RefSeq and is a predicted model, not a curated record. Lineage: Eukaryota; Viridiplantae; Streptophyta; Magnoliopsida; Proteales; Nelumbonaceae. Gene Ontology annotation, molecular function: DNA-binding transcription factor activity; DNA binding. Gene Ontology annotation, biological process: regulation of DNA-templated transcription.
UGUCGAUAAGGGCGGAAGAAGAAGACUUUUGGUAAAAAUAUAAAAAUAAUUAAACGGUUUCGGGGUAAUGAGGAAGCCAUGAAAACCUAUUUCGGAAAAUAGGUCGGUUUGCACUUUGGAGCAGGUUUUGGUUUUUAAUUGCAUCGGGUUUUUUAAUGGGUUUUUAAGGGUCUUAAGAAAAAGGCAGUGAGAAGAAGGUGAGGAGAAAGCAAAAAACAUGGUCUUUCUCAACUACACAGAUCCCUAUGGAAUGCAGGAAGGCUACCCAGCAUUGCUUGCUAGAGCUCAUUCUUUUUGUUUGGUUUAAAGGGACUUGUUUUGUUCUCUUUACAGAGCUUUUGAAAGAGAGGGAGCGAGCGGGGAGCGGAAUAGAUUCAAGUGGGGUUGCUUUUGAAAGAUGGAUACAUUUCUUCCAUGGGUUCUGCAGCUAGAAAACAAAAAACCCCAGAUUUCAAAUGGAGGGAAGCAAGAGAUUUUGGAAUGAUUAGUUUAUUCGUUUUCCAAUGAUUGAGUUCCCUUGCAGCAAGAGAUCCUUUUAAGAAUCUCCAGAUGUGAGAAAAAAGAAGACUAAAGAGAGAGAGAGAGAGAUAGAGAGAGAGACGGGAGGUGUGGAAGGGGGGGAGAAGGAGAUGAAAUCCAUGAAUAGUAAUAACGGCAACAACAAUAACUGGUUGGGUUUCUCUCUCUCACCUCACAUUAACAUGGAGGUUCCUUCCGACCCUCAUCAUCGCCAUCAACAACAUAAUCAAUCACAGGCUCCUCCUGUAGUUGUUUCUACUGCAGUGCCAACAAGCUUUUUUCUCUCUCCUCAGCUAAACAACUCUGGUAUCUGUUAUGGGGUUGAAGGAGAAAAUGGUGGGCUCUACUCCCACUUGUCCGUGAUGCCACUGAAGUCUGAUGGAUCUCUAUGCAUCAUGGAAGCUCUCAGUAGAUCACAGCCAGAAGGGAUGGUUCCAACUUCAUCCCCAAAACUGGAGGACUUCUUAGGUGGUGCAACCAUGGGAACCCAUCAAUACGGGAGUAAUGACAGAGAAGCAGCCAUGGCUCUUAGCUUAGACAGCAUGUAUUACCAGCAAAAUUCCGAGUCCGAGACUAACAGACAACACUCUCUUCACUUUCCCCAACAACACUUUCGGCAGCAACAACAGAUUCAAGUUGAACAGAACCCAUAUUUCUCUGGACUAACAGGCCACGAAAUGUACCAGACGGCAUUGGAGGAGGAACCCAAGGAGACACAGAUAUCAGACUGCAGUCUCCAGCUCCCUCCAAUGACAGAUGAUGGGAUCCCGGGCCUUAAGACCUGGGUUGCUAGGCACUAUUCCACUAACCAUGCAUUGGAGCAGAAAAUGACCGGGUGCAUGGGUGAUGAUGGGGGAGGGUCUUCCUCUAUCGUUACGAUGGGUUAUGGCGACUUACAGUCUCUCAGCUUAUCCAUGAGCCCUGGUUCACAGUCUAGCUGUGUUACAGCUCCACAUCAGAUUUCACCCACUGGAACUGAGUGUGUGGCCUUGGAAACAAAGAAGAGAGGGUCUGGGAAAGUGGGUCAGAAGCAACCCGUUCAUAGGAAGUCCAUCGACACAUUUGGACAGAGAACGUCGCAGUAUAGAGGGGUCACAAGGCAUAGAUGGACUGGUAGGUAUGAAGCCCAUCUAUGGGAUAACAGUUGCAAGAAGGAAGGGCAGACCAGGAAAGGAAGACAAGUUUACCUGGGGGGUUAUGAUAUGGAAGAGAAAGCGGCAAGAGCUUAUGACCUGGCGGCGCUCAAGUAUUGGGGACCUUCCACUCAUAUCAACUUCCCUUUGGAAAAUUACCAGGAAGAACUUGAAGAAAUGAAGAACAUGAGCAGGCAGGAAUAUGUUGCUCAUUUGAGGAGGAAAAGCAGUGGGUUCUCGAGAGGGGCUUCAAUGUACCGAGGAGUUACAAGGCAUCAUCAACAUGGAAGAUGGCAAGCUCGGAUUGGCAGGGUAGCAGGAAAUAAAGACCUUUAUCUUGGGACAUUCAGUACCCAAGAGGAAGCAGCUGAAGCCUAUGAUAUCGCUGCAAUCAAGUUUCGUGGGGUGAAUGCUGUCACCAAUUUUGACAUAUCAAGAUACGAUGUGGAACGGAUCAUGGCGAGCAAUACUCUUCUGGCGGGAGAACUUGCUAGACGAAACAAGGAGAUAGAAUCCAACAAUGAGGGCGUCGAUCACCAAUCUUCGGCCCAGAUUAGCAACGGGGAAGCUAGUUUAUCAGAGGAGAACAGUGGAAGUGGUCCGGAGUGGAAGAUGGUGUUGUUCCAGGGCUCACAUCAGCAACCAACGGCAUGCGUUGAGCCUCUUGAUCAGAAACCCAUGAGCAUGGGGAAUUACAGGAACCCAUCUAUCUCAGCGGCCUUGCAUGAUCUAAUCGGGAUCGAUACGGUGAACUCACCCCAAGGAGCCGAUGAGUCGGCAAAGCUGGCCACCCACUUGUCAAAUUCAUCCUCUUUGGUCACUAGCUUGAGCAGUUCGAGAGAAGGCAGCCCUGAUAAGACCGGCCUCUCGGUACUCCUUUCAAAGCCACCUUCGGCUUCCAAGUUGAUCAAUAAUGCUUCUACUAACCCUAUGAACUUAUGGAUCCCAUCAGCCCAGUUGAGGCCAACAAUUGGCAUGUCUCAUAUGCCAUUGUUCGCUACUUGGACCGAUGCCUAAACCCCUGUGUGGUAAAAACUUGUAAAGUUCUUUUUUGGCAUUAGUAACGGAAGAGAAAAAAGUAGGCUGAAGAAGAAAAAAAA